Homarus americanus (American lobster) is the source of this 2679-nucleotide messenger RNA. RefSeq lists its product as uncharacterized. The coding region runs from base 51 to 2036 and encodes 661 amino acids. The record is from RefSeq and is a predicted model, not a curated record. The transcript is spliced from 6 exons. Lineage: Eukaryota; Metazoa; Arthropoda; Malacostraca; Decapoda; Nephropidae.
GUAGGUGGUGUGCACGACGGACGACUUGGUUACUCGCGUCAGGACGAAGGAUGAGAGGACGCUGCCUGUGUCUCGCUCUCGCCCUCUGGUGGUGUGGGUCGGUCGCAGUCACUAACCCUGACUCUCCAGACGAACACCACGAGACGAAGCAAGUGAUGUUAACCAGUAAGAACAAUGGCAUAUUAGUUGUUGUAUUAGCUCUUGGUUAUAUCCUAAGAAGCCUCGUGUAUAUGGUACUUCCCCGCCUUGACUUUGAAGAACAUGACUCGCCGGUCUGGUUGAAGAAUGAAUACAUCACCACGAGUAUGGUACAAAGAUUAUUCCACAGUUUAAUGGAAGAGAAAGAUGUCUUCUAUACACCCAGGGAACCGUUCUCGCCCCAGUAUUUUUUUCCACAGGAUACUAUUGAAGAAUUAGCUGGAAACAUAAAGACGACUGGUGAAAAAACACUCGACACGACACGAGCGGAGGUUGAGGCGAACUUGAAGCGUCUCCGCGACUUGGCUUCUUCCUUAAAGGGCAAGUUAGCCGAGCAGGCGAGGAGGUACAGUAGACUGGUCGAGGUAGACGCUGGGUACGAAUACAUUGCGGAUUUGGUGAACCUGGUGAAGGUAACAGAGGAGAACAUAGUGGCGGUGGUGGACUAUUAUUCCCGGGAGCUGUUCCACAAUCUUGGGGAACUACUGAAGGGGCUGAAGAGGAGGUACUCUACCGCGAAGCCUAUAGGUUCCAGAGGUGAUAUUGUUACCAUGUUGGAUAAAGUUUUUGGAUUUCAUUGGAAAAUGUGCAAUAAUCCAGAUCUUUUGGGAAACACUAUUGAAGGCGGGAUAAUAUUUCCAACUGCCCAGGAAUUGCAUCGUGUUGCGGUGGUCGGUAUACGGUUAAUGUGUAUAUAUGGUCAACCGCAAGACGACGACUUCACUGAAGACCGCCGCGUCAAGUUAAACCUCUUGCUGAAAGGCUUAAAAGAGAAUGAUGAAACUGGGGCCAGAGAGGACACAACAGCCAAGUACGAUAUUUCUGACCUGAGUCGAGUAUUGGCGAUCUAUGAAGUGCAGAAAGGAGCGUUGAUGGUGGAAUACAUACUACGCCAACAGGCAGAACGUCAAUGGCGCUUAGCACAGAAACGUAUGGAAGCCUUUAUAGAAGCGUACAGGAGAACCACUUUGAACUCUGGUGUCUCUCACUCGACCCUCGACUUCGAGACGUUGAAGACCAUCGCCAGAACUAGAGCAGCAGAUCCAUCCGGUGUUCCUCUCGGGCUGUUGAAGGUUAUCCGCAACUUGGAAUGGGAAAGAAAUAGGCAGAAGAGGCAGGAGCCAUCCGAAGACCAGAGUUAUUGGAAUGUGUUUUGGGCGUUCUUUGGCUUUGACACAGACUACGAAAUGUCCGUCCCUGGUGAGGAUGAUUCCACGAGCAAGUAUGAGGAGGCAGAUUCACAGUAUUUAACAGAUGCGAGGGAGUUGCCGUAUUCACAAGACCUCCACCUACCUACAGGAGAGAGUUACACACACCCGCCGCCCACACAAGAGACCCACGCCCCUACUACUGAUGGUGAGGGUGUGUGCGGCCCAGAGAAGAGUUACCUGUCAGGUACAGUCGUCCAGGGGCCGCCGCCAGUGGAGGUGCGGGGCGGGGAAGAGUCUGUCACGUCGGCGUUUAUUAACAUGAGGUCCUUUUACGAAGUUGGUAACAUGGACCUGGUGGAAAUAUUGACACUGACGAAGGUGACGAGGUCGGUGGUGAAGGUGGACAGCUGGGAGGAGGCGCGCGUCGCUCUGCACAUCCCGGCAGACCUCCUCACUAGACACGAACACUACAGCCAGAAUACUACCACCGGGUUAACUGGAUAUGCACAGCUGGUCAAGUGUGUGAGCGGGGACGUCUGCCUCGAGUGUGACCUUCAUGCCAAGUUCGAGUCGGGGAUGACCGUGUGUUGCUACGGCUGUCCUUCCCAACCUCACUUGACGUUCUCGGGGGGACGCGGUUACUGUGCCUGCUUCUACCUCGCUGAACCACCAAACGCUGAGGGGUAGUUAGUGACCUGGAGGAGGUGGGUCGUGCUGGAGAAAGUGUUGAGGGGUCGUACUGGAGGACUCGGUCUCUUGUGGCUCCAACACUGCUUUCUUCUCCCUUCCUCUUCAUUCCUUCCAUUCCUCUUCUCCCUUCCUCUUCAUUCCUUCCAUUCCUCUUCUCCCUUCCUCUUCAUUCCUUCCUUUCCUCCCUUCCUCCCUGCCUGAUCCGGAGAAAAGAAUACCAACUGUUAAUAUAUAAUUUCCCUAAACAAUAAUUUGGUAAAUUUUUAUCACCUGAACUUAUAAAAAUUGACCUGUUAACCAUUUCAUAAUUUAAUACGAAUUUAAACUAUAUUUUACCAAUGUAUAUCGUGUAGUUUAAUAUAUUGAUGAACAUUAAAUAUGUUCUGGUGUCGAGUUGAACUUUUCCUUAAACCUUCGUCCGCCACAAGAUCUACAAUUGCCUGAUAAUGUGGUGUAGGGAAGCUGCUAACAGGUAGAAGCUGCCACUACUGACACCUUUAACCACCGACACCUUUAACUACCGAUACUGAGAACUGCCAUAAGAAAAAAUUAAAUCCCACUUAAAUUCUAAUGGCGCAGUAGUACCUUGAUGUGAGUGGCAGCCUUUACCUCACGGCCUAGUGGAGGUUUAUGGGCGGUG